AGAAAUGGCAACUGAACAUUUUGGUAUAUUUUUUUGAUAUUACAGACGUAGAUUUAUACAUGUUCAGCACGCCUAAUUCAGUAUCUUCCCGAUUAGUCAUAAUUAUUCAAACUAUUGAAACAAGGAAGCUUUUCGAAUGGAACGGAAGAGCUUGUUGAAACUAUACUUGCAAGUUAUAUUUAAACCUACAAAUUUUCAAUUUUCAUCCCGAAGAAUUAUCAAAGCGUAGUACUCCGAGUUAAAAUUUGUGUGGAAUAGUUCGAUCUAUUUAGAUCACAUUUUCAACACAGAUGGAUGAACAAGUAGAUAUUUCGUGUCCAAUUUGUGCCUACCAAUUUUCCACCCCGGACAAAGUGCCCAAACUUCUGCCUUGUUACCACACGAUCUGUAGUCCCUGUAUCGACAGCAUCAUCGCCUCUACUCCACUCAACUCUGACUCCACCAUCAAGUGUCCUAUAUGCAGACAGGGCGCCAACAUUCCGAAAAAUGGAGUCGAAGGAUUUUUUGACAAUUUUUUUAGAUCCGCCCCACAGCAAGAGGAAACGUGUGAUAUAUGCGGUGCGCAAGAUACUCGCAAGCUAGAACAUUGUAAGGAGUGCUUUAGUUUACUCUGUGUGUCCUGUCGCGAUGCUCAUCAUCAUCAAAAAACGUCAAAGCACGAUGAAGUUGAAACUAGCGACAGCGAAGGUGAAGUCUCUCGCGAUUCCCUUUUUAUUCGAGAGACUGGAAAACAUUAUGUUAAUUCCGUCAGAACGGCUUUCUUCGGAUUUCACAGUACGACAUUCAAAUGUAGUAAUUUUGAAAGCAUUCGAAAGAUCAUUCCAAGCGAAGAGGGUGAAUGUUGGGUUUUAACGAACCGGCCAUAUGUUUCCAGAUUUUCAAAUAGUGGAAAAGAGACGUUCCGGAAAUACGUCGAAAGCGUUCCUCAGGAUAUAGCUCGCCACAGCAAUGGUGCUCUUGUGCUGGCCUUUCCCGACGGUAAAGUAAUGCUUCUUGACGGACAAGAUCUCAAAAAUGUCACAAUUACCGAAAAUAGUCCAUCUGCAGUAUGUGCAUAUCAAGAUGGUCGCCUGCUAAUAGCAACUCGACCUCACUCUGGAAACACCCAUCUCAGAAACUGUAGCCUACUGAUUACUGACCAGUCGAUGAAAAAUAUCCGUCCGUUGCAUGUAGAUGCUGAUCUUCGGGAAGUGUCAUCUAUCACAGUCAACGAGAAUAAUGGACAAAUAGCUCUUUGUGAAACCUCGAAAAAAUGCGUUUACCUGGUUUACAACAGCAGAAAAGGGCACAGGAGUCAAAGCGUUAAAGAAUACAGAGGCACCAAAAAUCUGUUACGAAUAGAACAAACCGAGGACAGCGUCACUUUUACGGAGAAUUCAUUUUUCCAACCUCGCUCUGUCUCAUGUGACGAAAACGAUAAUUUUUAUGUAUUAGACGCCGGUACUAACCUUAUCCACGUUCUCAACGACAAAGCUGAUUUGCAGGCCAUUGUGUUGGCAGAAGUUAAUGGCAACAUUUACUGUUUCAACGUUGAUUCAUAUGAAAAUCUUUGGAUUGGCGACAUGUCGGGGCAAAUUCGGGUUUUCAAAAUGGAACUGCGCAAUUUCUUGGACGAGAGUCAGCGGGGUUCCGGGAGUAUAAGGAUUCCUGCCGGCCUACUAGACGGUUCCCUUAUGGGAUCAAUCUCGUCAGAAGAUCUAGGCAGAAUGGGGUUGCAUAGAUUAUCUGAUGGUUUCAGGGACUUCCUCAGAUCGUCAACUUCAGAGGAACCUUCUAGAAUACAAGACAGUUUUACUAGGAACAUAUUUUGAUGGAAACCAAAUGCCCUGUGGUUUUCCAAAGAAAUAUGGAGGAUGGUUGCGAGUUAAAGCACCCAAUGCUUUGUGAUAUGUACUGUUCGUUCAGACCGUAGAUGCCAGCAACACUCGACAAGAAAUUCCAAGGGGGGGG
This is a messenger RNA of Magallana angulata, 1950 nucleotides long. Its product is annotated as tripartite motif-containing protein 5-like. NCBI's taxonomy places the organism in Eukaryota, Metazoa, Mollusca, Bivalvia, Ostreida, Ostreidae. The transcript has a single exon. Gene Ontology annotation, biological process: positive regulation of DNA-templated transcription. Gene Ontology annotation, cellular component: nucleoplasm; chromatin. The record is from RefSeq and is a predicted model, not a curated record. The coding region runs from base 291 to 1811 and encodes 506 amino acids. Gene Ontology annotation, molecular function: zinc ion binding; ubiquitin-protein transferase activity.